UUCCUCUCCUCCUCUUCUCCCUCCUUCCUUCCUUCGCUCCUCUCCUCUUCUCCCCCCUUCCUUCCUUCCCUCGCUCCUCUCCUCUUCUUUUCUCCUCCCCCCAGCUAGUGGAGGGUGAAUGUGGGACUCCCACUGAGCAGACAGACAGAAGAACAGCUAGAGGUCCCAUCCAUCCGUCUGUCCGUCCCUGUCUCUCUCUCUCACGUCUCUCUGGCCUCCGCCCAGACCCAGGAAUAGGAACCAGGGGUCCAGGCCAAGAGGGAGUCACUGUGUUACUGGAACCCAGCCAGAGAGACUCUGUCUCCUGCUACGGCCAGAAGGAUUCCUGCUACAUGGGUAAACACUUGGAACAGCAACAGAUGUACCCCCAAUACAUCUACUAUUACCCCCACUACCUCCAGACUAAGCAGUCCUAUGCCCCUCCCCCUUCCACCAUGGUCCCUCCCAGUCCCAGCCCUAACAACGGUCACCACAGAGGAAGAGGAGGAGGCUGUAAUAUGGAGCAGCUCAGUCAAACUAACCUGUACAUCAGAGGACUGCCCUCUGGGACCAGUGACCAGGACCUCAUCAAACUAUGUCAACCAUAUGGGAAAAUAGUGUCAACCAAGGCCAUACUGGACAAGAACACUAAUCAAUGCAAAGGUAUGCUGGAAUCCCCAUAAAACACUCAGAUCCACAUUGAUCAUGUUUAGUGUUUAGAU
Oncorhynchus kisutch (coho salmon) is the source of this 701-nucleotide messenger RNA. Its product is annotated as RNA-binding motif, single-stranded-interacting protein 3-like. Gene Ontology annotation, molecular function: RNA binding. The coding region runs from base 333 to 662 and encodes 109 amino acids. The record is from RefSeq and is a predicted model, not a curated record. The transcript has 3 exons. NCBI's taxonomy places the organism in Eukaryota, Metazoa, Chordata, Actinopteri, Salmoniformes, Salmonidae.